Messenger RNA from Gossypium raimondii (Peruvian cotton), 3604 nucleotides. Its product is annotated as mitogen-activated protein kinase kinase 6. Gene Ontology annotation, biological process: protein phosphorylation. Bases 2412 to 3464 code for a protein of 350 amino acids. Lineage: Eukaryota; Viridiplantae; Streptophyta; Magnoliopsida; Malvales; Malvaceae. The record is from RefSeq and is a predicted model, not a curated record. The transcript has 7 exons. Gene Ontology annotation, cellular component: cytoplasm. Gene Ontology annotation, molecular function: ATP binding; protein serine/threonine kinase activity.
UUAGUUUAGAGACUAAAUUGAAUAAAAGUAAUAUUUUAAGGGUAAAUUUGUAAAAUGUCAAAAAGUGACCAAAUUGCAUGAAAUGAAUUGUUUUAUUAUUUAAAUUAAUAAAUUGAAUGAAAUAUUAAUUUAUAUCAAGAUUGAGAGGAAAUUCGAGGAAAAUAGAAAAUUACGAAAACGACCCUAAAUUUUGGUAUUUCUACAAUUUAGCCUGGUAAGUUCAUGUAACUUGAAUUAUAUUCUUAGAUGAUUGAAAUAUAUAUAUUGGAUUGAGAAAUUGAUUUGAAUUGUGAACAUGAGAAAUUGUGAAUUGAAUGAGAUGGAAAUGAAGCUUUGAAUUACAUGUGUAAAUAUCGGGUCUCGUAGGCCCUAUUUGUUAUGAAUAUAAUAUUUCGAGGAUAUGUUGUAAAGAAUUAUAAAAGAACGUUAAUAAUUUAAAAGUUUCAAUUCGAAUGAAAUUUUGUAACUCGGUUUAUUACGUAUGCAAAUGUAUGUCUUCUAGUAAUGCCUCGUACCCUAUUCCGGCAUCGAAUACGGGUAAGAGUGUUACAAUGUGACAUUGCCAGAUUCGGUCAUAACGUUUAGACCGGGUUUGGGGUGUUACACAUAAUUAAUUCUACAAUCUCAUUUUCCACAUCAAGUUUCUAUGUAUUUCACUUGUAUUAUUUCCACCACAUGUAUUUCUCAAGUCUUUCAAUUUAGUCCUUGUUUCCAUAAAAUUUCACAUUUUCCCAUGAUUUCACUUAUCUAAUACUUUGUAUAUUUUUCACUAACACAUAACCCAACUAUUAUACUUUUAUUAUAAUUUCCUACUUCACAUAGUAAAUUAUUUCACACUGUUUUAUUUUUAUUUGCUUAAUUACCACUUAAUUUACAAAGAUCACAUUUUAAUCCUUAAAUAACAAGGAAGUUCAUGGGUACUUACCUCUUUUCUAUCAAAAUCUAUUGUUUUUCUCUUCUCCUACCACUUGAUUCACUUACUCAACUUCUCUCUUCAUCAUGAGAAAUUUUUACUUUAACACCAUUUUUAUGCUUUUCUAUCACUACUAAACUUAAAAAUAACAUAAAACCUUAACAUCCAUACCUUAUUCUCUUGAAACCAAAUUUUAACUUGACUUUCUCUCUCCUCCAACUUCUAUUUUCUUGAAUCUAACUUAAUAUUCUAGCUCCCAUAGUCUCCUUAAUAUUUUUCUCUCUUGAUGGCUGUGGAAAUUCUUUUGAUUUUUAAGUGAAAAUAGUGAUUUUUUGGUAAAAAGACCAAAUUGUAAAGAAAAGAAUUUUUUUCUUUCUUUCUUCUUCUCACGUUGGAACCAUGGAAAGAUGAAGAGAAUUCUGCAUCUUUCUUUCCUUAUAUACUAAAUAAAAUAAUAAAAUAUAAUUAAAUGUCAAAUCAAAAUAUUAAUACACUAAUAUUUAUUUAAGUAAUCUAAAAUAUCAUCAACAUCAUCAUUACUCUUCAAACUUAUCUUCCUUGCUAAAUGACCAUUUUGCCCCUCAUGAUCCUUCAAAAUUCCUCCAUUGAAUCAUCACUUAUUUUAGUAAAAUUACGAUUUAACCCCUCAUACUUUUUCCACUUAUUCAAUUUGGUCCUUAUUCAUCCAUUUUUCUUAGUUUCUAGAUCAUUUUAUCCUUAAAAUAUUUUCACUAUUGGUCCUUCAACUUUUUUAUAUUUACACUUUAACCCUCAAAUUUUGAGUAUUUACUCUUAGGCCAUAAAAUUUUUUUCACUUUUGUGAUUUAGUCCUUUCUUGAUUUAGUCACUUUUGAGUAUUUUUUUUGGUCACUUUAUUUCUUUAUUUUAUUGUAUGAAGGAUAAUAUCUCACUUUUUUACUGUAGCAACUUUCGAGGUGUUACAAGACGUUUUGUGUGCAUUCGUUAUGAGUUUUGAUCCAAGGCCCAUGACACUAGGAGUUAAAUUGUAUUUUAUUUUUUUAUUUGAAAAAAAGUAAAUUAGUCUAUACAUAUUAGAUUAAAUAACAAACGGGUCGUUACAAUCAAUAUUUCAUUAAUUUUUAUUGUUGAAAAUUGGAGUGGCUGACAGAAUAACAAUGUUGUCGGGAAAGAUAUUGUUGCUUGUUUCGUUUCCGCAAUAACGAAAUUGUUUCUCUACUUGGGCCUUGAAUAAGUUUUAUUUGUGCUGAGUUCGGCCCACUUGAAUGUGGCAUAUUUGACAAAACUAAAGCAUAGGUCGACUAGGAUGCUGAGGUUCUCAAUCGAAUACUUAGAGGUGGAUGGAUAAGCUUGAAAGUCUUUUUAUCUCUUGAGAGAGUUUUAAAGCAGUUGGGAUAUUGAUUUAUAAAGACUUUUAUGUGAUAAAUUAUCAAAGUAAAUUAUAAACACCAUAACUGAACGCACAGUUUAUAUAUAAUCACCGAGAGGAAAAAUAAAGAUUAAGUAAAGGAAAAAUAAAAUGAAGAACAAGAAACCGCCGAAGCCACUGAGCCUCUUUCCUCCAAAUCCAAUGCCAGAACCUAAUUUCUUCAGGACGGUACGUUGGACACUUCAUGAACUUGAUGACGAGCUUCUAAUUCGGGAUCCUGCGCCUUUCAUUUCCACUGAAAAAGACUCCCCCCCUUUUGAUAUCAAAAACCUUGAUCUUGAAUUCUUAUUGGAAGACCUCGAGACCGUCAAAGUUAUCGGCAAUGGCCGUGGAGGUCCGGUACAACUUGCUCGCCAUAGAUGGGAUGGAAAAUUAUAUGCCUUGAAGGUUAUAAAAAUGAACUUACAAGAGGAAGAGAUUCUUAAACAAUUCAUGCAGUAUCUUAAAAUAAACAAGGCAUCAAAAUGUUCGAAUGUCGUGUCUUGCAACCAUUCAUUCUAUCACAGAGGAGACGUAUUUCUUGUAUUAGAAUACAUGGACCGUGGAUCUUUGAUCGAAGUGCUCAGACAAGUUAAAACUAUACCCGAACCGUUUCUUGCUGUUGUGUGUGACCAGGUCCUACAAGGUCUUGUCUAUUUGCACCAUGAAAAUCAUGUAAUACAUGGUCACAUAAAGCCGUCUAAUCUACUGGUAAACCGAAAUGGAGAAGUGAAGAUUGCUGAUUUUGGUCUUAGUACAUUGGUAGCUAGCUCAAUGGACCAGAAAGAUACAUCUGUUGGGACUGAUAACAACUACAUGUCGCCAGAGAGAAUUAGUGGGAGCACUUAUGAUUAUAGCAGCGAUAUUUGGAGUUUAGGCAUGGUAGCGCUCGAGUGCGCCAUCGGACGUUACCCGUAUAAGCAAUCGGAAGAUCCGCAAACUUGGCCUAGCAUUGAUGAGCUUUUGAAGACAAAUGCUCCACCAAAUGAGUUCUCUUCAGAGUUCUGUUCAUUUGUCUCAGCCUGCCUACAGACGAGCCCUGAAAAGAGAGCAUCAUCUUUGGACCUCUUGAGUCACCCCUUCAUCAGAAAGUCCCAACACCUCAACCUUGUGUAUUUUGUAGGUUGGCUGGAAUCUCCAUUGAAUUACCCAAGACGAAGAUAAUUUUUGGUCUUUUGUCACAAAAACAUGUUUUGAUCCUAAAAUUGAUUUGGUCCUUAAUCAUUCUUCACCUUGUUCAAAACCCUAAAAUUUGAAAUUCUUCCACAUAUGAUAGCAAUACUUUAAGGGAGUUGAUUUUUUUA